UAGUUGCUGCAGCAAUCUAUCUAUUGGUUGUAAAGAACUAUUGAAGUAAUAUCAUAACUUUGACCAACAACACAACGACGAUGAUGGAUUCAUCAAAAGUAAUUGAUUUUAUAAAUAAUAAGCCAUGCCAAGUUGUUACAAUGCGUUGCCAGCCUUUGGUAUGGUGAUCCAUUUCAAGUUGUUACGAAGAACAACAAGUUUUGUAAACCCCAAUAAAAAACUAGGAAUUCAUUGGGUUGUGAAGAUACAGAACAAAACACUCCACAUCACGUCUUGUCAACAAAGUAGACCAGAUAGAAAUAGGAGCUUAUUGGCAAAGCAAAGUCUCGGACAAAACUUUUUGUAUGACGAUAAUUAUAUACACAGAAUAUGUAACCAAGUUGACUUUGACGUAGAAAAUGGGGGAAAGAGAGUGGUAGAGGUUGGUCCAGGUUUAGGAGCACUAACAAGAGUACUACACGAGAAAUACCCAAAUAUGACGACAAUUGAAAUUGAUACAAGAGCUGUAGACCAUUUACACUCCAAAUUUCCACAACUAAAGGUAUUACAUCAAGAUGUGCUAUGUACGGAUUGGAAAGCACUUGCUCAAUCUCUGGGAGGACCUUUGGCAGUCAUCGGUAAUCUACCUUAUAAUAUAACUACACCAAUUCUGUUUUCACUCAUCAAGAAUAGUUGUCACGUCGACCACGCUAUCUUAACUAUGCAGUUGGAAGUAGCUCGUCGAAUUACCGCUAAACCUAGGUCAAAAGACUUUGGAGUACUUAGCGUAUUUUCACAGCUCCAUAGUCGGCCUUCUCUGUUGUUCCACUUACCGCCUUCUGUAUUUCGGCCAAUACCACAAGUCACUUCAGCUCUAGUGCGGUUAGAUUUUAAACCAAAAAGAGCAACGGAGCUUUUGAAAUAUGUAUCUAUGGAGGAAUUGACACAAGUAGUUCGUACAGCAUUUCAACAACGAAGAAAACGAAUGAGCAACAGUUUGAAAAGUUUGACUAAUCGCUUACAAAAAGAGUUGCCGGAAGAUCUGAAAGGUCGACGUGCAGAAGAGUUGAAGCCUGAAGACUUUGUUCAACUAACGGAAUACUUGUUUGGUCGAAGAGCUGAGAUAAGUGAAUAGGAGCUAUGAAACAGUUAUUGAAAACUAUGUAAUUGUAUCAUAAAAGCCAUAUAAUAGCUUUUAAAAUAGCCAUUU
Messenger RNA from Galdieria sulphuraria, 1189 nucleotides. Its product is annotated as dimethyladenosine transferase. Gene Ontology annotation, cellular component: mitochondrial matrix. The coding region runs from base 125 to 1114 and encodes 329 amino acids. The record is from RefSeq and is a predicted model, not a curated record. The transcript is spliced from 3 exons. Lineage: Eukaryota; Rhodophyta; Bangiophyceae; Galdieriales; Galdieriaceae. Gene Ontology annotation, molecular function: rRNA (adenine-N6,N6-)-dimethyltransferase activity. Gene Ontology annotation, biological process: rRNA methylation.